CUUCCGGCCCCGCCCCUCCCGGCUGCUAUGACAACGAGUCCGCGCCCCGCGCACCGCUGCUGCUCGGGCGGGACCCAGGCUGGACCGCGGGCCCCGGCCUGGGGGCCACAGCCGUCACCGCCGCCGCCACCUCGUCUCCUCCCCGUUCCCGCCCCGCCCUGCGUCUCCUCGCCUCCCUCGGGUCCGCGGCCGGGGUCUGUCCCCGCCGCCCCAACCCCGCCCGGAUGCCGAAGGUGAAGGCGCUGCAAUGCGCCCUGGCGCUGGAGAUCCGCUCUGUCUUCACUGCUGUAUGAGCCUUUCUCUAGUUGUGGCGAGCGGGAGCGUCUCUCUAGUUUGGGUAACUUGCCCAGGAGUGGUGCUGAAAGACAAGGAGGACAUCUAUCUUAGCAUCUGUGUGUUUGGCCAAUACAAAAAGACACAAUGUGUCCCAGCCAAUUUUCCAUUGGUCUUCAAUGCCAGAAUGGUGUUUGAAAAGGUGUUCCCUGAAGCAGUGGACCCUGGAGAUGUGGUUGCACAGCUUGAAUAUGAUACAGCAUUGUUUGAGUUGAUUCAGCUAGUUCCACCAGUGGGUGAAACAUUGUCUACAUAUGAUGAGAAUACACGAGAUUUCAUGUUCCCGGGUCCAAAUCAAAUUUCUGGACACCAUGAUUCAAACCGCCAGGUUACCAUGAGGAGGAUUUCUGGCCUUCGAGGAAUUGCUCCAAAGCUGGAAUUUUCUACAACCUCAGUGAUUACUGAAUGUCUGAUAAGUUCAAGGAAGUGCCGCACUCAGGAUAAAUUUGUUUACCAUACGGCUCCAGUUGAAAAACCACACGGCAGACUGCAAAACAGAACAUCGAGGUCACAAAAGAAAAAAUCCAAGUCACCUGAGAGAAAUAAGUAUUGCAUAAAUGCAAAAAACUACGAACAGCCUACAAUUUCUUCAAAAUCACACUCUCCAUCUCCUUACACAAAAAGACGCAUGUGUGAGCUAUCAGAAGACACCAGGCGGCGGCUGGCCCAUUUAAAUCUCGGCCCUUAUGAAUUCAAAAAAGAAACAGAUAAACCUCCGUUUGUGAUUAGACAUGUCGAUCCCCCAAGUCCCAGGGCCGAUGCUUUAUUUGGAUCUCCUGGCAGAGACUGUGAAAGAGAUGGAUGGUCCAGGCUGCACAAUGAUCAUUCUCAUCUUGGCUGCUGUCGACCCAAGGAUUAUAAGCAGGUCAUCAGAACACCUCAUGGGAGAGACUUCGAUGAUUCUUUGGAAAGGUGCGAAGACUAUUUGAGUUCAAGGUCAUGCAGCAAGCCCCAGCAUUCAGCCAGGACCUUACUUGUUCAUUCAGCACCCUCUACCAUGCCGAAGCAUUCUCCAAGCCCUGUGUUAAAUCGAGCUUCUCUCAGGGAAAGGUUCCAUUCUGAUUGGUGUUCACCUUCCAACUGUGAUGAGAUCCAUGACCGGGUAAAGAAUGUCUUGAAAUCACAUCAGGCUCAUCAAAGACAUUUAUAUGAUGAGCGAGACCCAGAGAAAGAAGAGGAACUGGAACUGAAAAGAGGUCUUUUAUAUAGAGACUCUGCCUAUGACAGCGACCCAGAGUAUAGCUCAUUUCAACGGCCACGUGGCACUCUCCAUUUGGAUGAUGGUGAAUACUGGUCCAACAGGGCAGCCUCUUAUAAAGGAAAAUCCCACCGACCCAUCUUUGAGAACAGCAUGGACAAGAUAUACAGGAACUUAUACAAAAAGGCCUGUAGUUCUGUUUCUCAUACACAGGAAAGCUUCUGAGAUCAGCCGCGAUGAACUGUAUGAGUGUCCUUGUCAACUUCUCAAUGAAAACGUUUGAUGUAAUCAA
Molecule: messenger RNA, 1823 nt
Organism: Cervus elaphus (red deer)
Lineage: Eukaryota; Metazoa; Chordata; Mammalia; Artiodactyla; Cervidae
Gene: SPATA6
Product: spermatogenesis associated 6
Exons: 14
Coding region: 248-1756 (502 amino acids)
Biological process (GO): motile cilium assembly; spermatogenesis
Molecular function (GO): myosin light chain binding
Source: RefSeq, a predicted model, not a curated record